GAAAAGCCCCGCAACGACGCUGUCAAAGUAAACAGUAAUGUAGUCUAUGCUGUGGACCGGCUGUGUCCUCGCAUGAAAACGAAUCACCAUCUUAUGAAGAUCAAUUUGUCCAUCAAUUUUGGAUCUGCCAGUCAAGUGAAAUGGCUGAGGCGGCACUUCAAGAUCUUUAUCAGUGCUCUGUGUGUCUAGAUACACUAAAGGACCCGGUCACUACACCCUGUGGACACAGUUAUUGUCAGAAAUGCAUCAGCGAUUACUGGAAUCAGGCACCUCAGACAGGUGUGUAUAGUUGUCCUCAGUGUAGAGAGAAAUUCAGCCCAAGACCUGCUCUGAAGAAGAAUACUGUCUUGACUGAGCUGAUAAGCCAAAUCAAGAUUUCUUCUGCUGGACUGUCCUAUGCUGAACCAGGAGACGUGGAGUGUGACGUCUGCACAGGGAGAAAGCUCAAGGCUGUCAAAUCCUGUUUAGUAUGUCUAGCAUCUUUCUGUGACACCCAUGUCCAACCUCACUACAAAGCACCUGCCUUCAAAAGGCAUGACCUCAUUGAAGCAUCUGCACACCUCCAAGAGAAGCUCUGCCCUAACCAUGGCCGUCUACUCGAGAUGUUUUGCCGCACAGAUCAGACGUGCAUCUGCAUGUUGUGCACUACAAAUGACCACAAAGGCCAUGACCUGGUCUCAACAGCCGCUGGAAGUCAGGAGCAGAAGAUAACUCUGGGGAAGGUGAGGAAGACUUCAAUGGACCAAAUUCAGGAGAGAGCGAAGAAGCUGAGUCAGCUGAAAAAUGCUUUAGUGUUUCAUCAGCGAUCUGCUGACACAGCAGUUCACCACAGUGCAAGGAUCUUCAGUGAGUUACUGCAGUUCCUCAUAUCAAAGGGCACCGAGCUGAAUGAGAUGAUCAGAGACCAGCAGGGGGCAGCAGUUAGCCGAGCUGAACCUGUCAUCAAGUGUCUGGAACAGGAGAUCGCUGAGCUGGAGAAACAGCAGGAUGAUCUGGAGCAGUUGUCACGUGAGGAGGAUCACGUCCAGUUUCUCCAGAGUUUUAUGACUCUCUUACCAACUCUGAAGUCUACACAUGCACUUAGUACAACUACCAGUCCAAGCCUUUCAUUUAAUGAUCCCAGUGGUUCUCUCUCUGUCUUCAAAGAAGAGAUGGAACAACUUUGCAAGCGUCAUGUGAAGGAAAUAACCGUGAGGCUUCAGGAUCCUCUUAGAGAACCAGUAUGCGGGUCCAAACCAUUAGUGCCUAACCAUUGGCUUCGAUAUGACCGGGAGUUUUUACUGGCUUUUCAGUUUAUGCCACCUUGUUUGCAGAAGCCACAUGGACUACCACAAAUCAGUAACGUGGUGCUGGACAAUGCUACACAUCCAAAAUGUUCUCUCUCCAUCCUCAAAGAAGAGAAGGAACAAUUCUGCAAGAUGGAAAUACCAGAUUGCCACCAGGAGCCCCUCAGAGAACCAGUGUGUGGGUCCAAACCAUUGGUGCCCAACUGUAGGUUUCAAUAUGGCCGGGAUUUUCUACUGGAACCAUUGCUGCUGGCUACAUCAAGGCGUGACAUGGAGUUCCUACAGUCUUUGCAGGAUGACAUUGAUCUAAACAAGGCAGAAAGCCCCUGGAAGCCCAGCAUGAUGAGAAAGGUGGCCAGAGAGACCUUCAAUGACCCUGAGGCUUUGAAGACAGAGGAGCUGUUCUGCAAGGUCCGCAGCAUCCUCAACAAACUGAUGCCACAGACCUUCCAAAAGCUGAUGAAGCAGGUGUACCAGCUGACCAUCGACACGGAGGAGCGGCUCAAGGGCGUCAUUGAGCUCGUCUUCGAGAAGGCCAUCGGCGAGCCCAACUUCUCCGUGGCCUACGCCAACAUGUGCCGCUGCCUGAUGGGACUGAAGGUGCCCAUUACGGACAAGCCCAGCACCACGGUCAACUUCCGCAAGCUGCUGCUGAAUCGCUGCAAGAACGAGUUUGAGAGGAACAAGGCAGAUGGCGUGCUGUUCGAGCGCAAGCAGAGAGAGCUGGAUUCAUCAGUGAAGCCACUUUCUCCCUCUCUCUUUCUCAUAUCUACGGAGCGCGAGCGUCUGCAGGAAGAGCUGGUGGAGGCCAAGGACAAGGCCCGCCGGCGCUCCAUCGGCAACAUCAAGCUCAUCGGCGAGCUCUUCAAGCUCAAGAUGCUGACAGAGCCCAUCAUGCACGACUGCGUGGUCAAGCUGCUGAAGAGGCACGACGAGGAGAGCCUGGAGUGCCUCUGCAGCCUGCUCACCACCAUCGGCAAGGACAUGGACCAUGAGAAGGCCAAGCCUCGUAUGGAUCAGUACUUCCACGCGAUGGAGCGGAUCAUCAAUGAAAGGAAGACAUCAUCACGGAUACGCUUCAUGCUGCAGGAUGUCAUCGACCUCAGAAUGCGCAACUGGGUGUCUCUGCAGAGGGAUCAAGACAGGUAGCAGGUUAAGAAGACAUCAGACAUCAAGAGAAUAUCAGGAGUGCUUUACCCAAACAGAUCAGUGCUACCAGCAGCUGACCUAUGUGUAAGUGAGUUAUCACAAGGGAUGUGUUCGGAAAAAAAUGAAUAUAUAUACACUCACCGACCACUUCAUUAGGAACACCUCUCUAGUGCUGGGUUGGACCCCCUUUUGCCUUCAGAACUGCUUGAACUGCCUGCAACAAUACUCGGGUAGGCUGUGGCAUUCCAACAAAGAUAAAUUGGUGCUAAUUGGCCCAAAUUGUGCUACAAAAAUAUCCUUAUGCCAUUAUAUCCCCAGCCUGAAACGUUGAUGUAAGGCAGGGUUGACCAAUGUUUUCUUGUUGUUGACCCCAAAUUCUGACCAUUCCACGUGAGUGUCAUCAGACCAGGAAACAUUUUUUUCUAAUUUUUAGUGUCGUUUACGGUUAGCCUGUCCAAAUUGUUGCCUCAUUUUCCUGUUCUUGAUUGACAGGAGUGGCACCAAAAUCUGGUUUUCUGUUGCUUUAGCCCAUUUACCUGAUUCUCUUAUGCACACCUCGGUUGUAAUGAGUGGUUAUUUGACUUAGUAUCAGCUCAAACCAGUCUGGUCAUUCUCCUCUGACCUCUGCCAUCAAUAAGGCAUUCCACAGAAUCGCUGCUCACUGCAUUUUUUUCUUUUUCAUACCAUUCUUUGUAAACCCUAGAGAUUGUUGUGUGUGAAUAUCUCAGUAGGUCAGUCUUUUCUGAAAUACUCAAAUCAAGCCCUUUUUGCUUGACAGCCAUGCCAUGUUCAAAGUCAUUUAAAUAACCUUUCUUUCCCAUUAUGAUGCUCGUUUUGAACUGCAUCAGAUCAUGUCGACCUUGUCUACAUGUAUAAAUGCAUUGAGUUGCCACCAUGUGAUUGACUGAUCAGAAAUUUGCCUCAAUGAGCAGUUGUUAUAGGUGUUCUAAUAUAGUGGCCGGUGAGUGUAUAUGGGUGGGAGACGUGACGCCUUGUUUUUUCGUAACAUUGGUUAAAAACCUACAAAACUGUUAUUUUUCCUUUAAAAAACAAAUGUCAAUGAAAGAAGAUGUGGUACAUUAUGUUUCAUAUUAGUCUUAGAUGAGAAGAAACAUUUUUGUUAAGAUUUAUGUAAAGGUUUAUAUGUCAAAUAUCCUGCGGUGUGACUGUAACAUUAAUGAAACCUGGAAUAUAUAUAUAAAUUAACCAACAACAUUUUGAAUAAUGUAUGAAGCAUUUGGCAUGAUUGC
Engraulis encrasicolus (European anchovy) is the source of this 3685-nucleotide messenger RNA. RefSeq names its product eukaryotic translation initiation factor 4 gamma 1-like. Lineage: Eukaryota; Metazoa; Chordata; Actinopteri; Clupeiformes; Engraulidae. Bases 141 to 2435 code for a protein of 764 amino acids. The record is from RefSeq and is a predicted model, not a curated record. The transcript has 15 exons. Gene Ontology annotation, cellular component: eukaryotic translation initiation factor 4F complex. Gene Ontology annotation, molecular function: translation initiation factor activity; zinc ion binding; protein binding.